This is a messenger RNA of Adineta ricciae, 1050 nucleotides long. The record is from the annotation of a GenBank genome assembly. Lineage: Eukaryota; Metazoa; Rotifera; Eurotatoria; Adinetida; Adinetidae.
AUGUCUUAUAACAACAGUACAGUGCUUAUUUCCACUACAGUAUCAGCAAAAACACUUAUCGAUACUCUCAAUCUUAUUCUGACUCGAUUUAUUAAUUAUCUCCCAUUACCAUUCGUAAUUCUUGGUUCAAUUGGCUUUAUUGGAAAUAGUAUCACUUUUCUUCAACCAACACUCCGUACAAAUACUUGCUGUAUUUACACACUUUGCAGUUCAUUCAUAGAUGUCUGUAAUCUCAUUAUCAAUCUUUUACCAAAUUAUCUCGGUCAAUAUGAUAUUUCUUGGUUUUCACGGCUGUUUUCACGCGUUCAGUGUAAAUUUAAACUCUUUGCAGUUGUUUUUCUACCUCAACUAUCUAUUAAUCUUCUGCUCUUAUCUUUAAUCGAUCGGUUUGCUUCUACAUUAGAUUUAACGUCGUCAAUUCGUCGAAUAUGUCAACGAAAUAAGGCUCCAUACUUCAUUUCAUUAAAUAUUAUUAUCAGUGGUCUCAUGUCAUUACAAUCACCUAUUCUCAAUGAUGUAAUUCCUUUCUACAUGUGUUCCUCCACAAAUCCAGUACUUUCAAGUGUUUUGUAUAGCCUUAUUCACGGUAUUGCAGCACCUGCUGUCAUGUUAAUUUUUGUAUUACUCACUUAUCGGAAUGUUAUUCGAAGUCGUCAACGAGUAGGUGUGAUUGUAGUGAGAAAACAAAAUCGCUCACGAAACCGAUUUGUCGGAAUGAUAUUUGUUCAGAUCUUUGGUACAGCUUUCUUUUGUUUGCAGUGGUUAGGCAUGUAUAUAUACUGGUCUGCAACUCAGAACAAUACGAAAAGUUAUGAACGGAUAAUGGUUGAAAUUUUUGUUUUUAUUUUAACAAAUAAUUUGUAUUAUUUAAAUAAUGUCAAGUCAUUCUAUUUAUCAACGUUGGUGAGUCAUCGAUUUCGAAAGGCAUUUGUCGAAGGUAUGAUGAGAGGAGUAACUUGUGGUCGAUAUCGACGACGCGAAGAAAAUCAUACAAAUUUUUCAAUGUCAAACAAGAUACGAGGUGAUCGGAAAGCACGAUUACCAUCUUGA